Molecule: messenger RNA, 3108 nt
Organism: Cadophora gregata
Lineage: Eukaryota; Fungi; Ascomycota; Leotiomycetes; Helotiales; Ploettnerulaceae
Exons: 3
Coding region: 1-1188 (395 amino acids)
Biological process (GO): retrograde vesicle-mediated transport, Golgi to endoplasmic reticulum; endoplasmic reticulum to Golgi vesicle-mediated transport
Cellular component (GO): Golgi membrane; endoplasmic reticulum membrane; endoplasmic reticulum
Source: RefSeq, a predicted model, not a curated record
AUGCCUGCGAAGUCAAGAUUUACGAGGCUAGAUGCCUUCACCAAAACGGUCGAUGAAGCCCGAGUCCGCACGACUUCGGGAGGAAUUGUUACGAUAGCUUCACUGCUGAUCGUUCUGUAUUUGGCGCUGGGAGAAUGGGCAGAUUACAGGCGUAUAGUUGUCCACCCGGAGCUGAUUGUGGACAAGGGAAGAAGUGAAAAAAUGGAGAUACAUCUCAAUAUCACUUUCCCGAGAAUACCUUGCGAGCUCUUGACACUGGAUGUGAUGGACGUUUCUGGAGAGCAGCAGACAGGUAUCAUGCAUGGUGUGCACAAAGUGAGACUUGCGCCAGAAGCAGAGGGUGGUGCGGCAAUUGAUAUCAAAUUACUGGAGUUGCACAAUGCCGACGACCAAGCUACCCAUUUGGACCCCGACUACUGCGGUGGAUGUUAUGGCGCAAAUCCUCCCCCGAACGCUCAGAAACCUGGCUGCUGUAACACCUGCGAGGAAGUUCGAGAGGCUUACGCGAGUGUUUCGUGGGCAUUUGGACGAGGUGAAAACGUUGAGCAAUGCGAGCGGGAGCACUACGGAGAGCGAUUGGAUGAGCAGAGAAAAGAAGGAUGUCGGAUUGAAGGAGGUCUUCGGGUGAACAAGGUCGUUGGAAACUUCCACAUAGCGCCAGGAAGGAGUUUCAGCAAUGGCAACAUGCACGUUCACGAUCUAAACAACUACUUCGAUACCCCAAUUGCUGGAGGACAUGUUUUUUCGCAUCACAUCCACGCUCUUAGAUUCGGACCACAACUUCCCGAUAGUGUCACAAAGAAAUUGGGAAGCAAGCAGAUGCCAUGGACAAAUCAUCACAUCAACCCAUUGGACGAUACCGAGCAAGUCACCUCUGAAUCUGCAUACAACUUCAUGUACUUCGUGAAAGUUGUUCCAACCUCGUAUCUGCCUCUCGGAUGGGACAGCUCAUCCGCCAACAUCCCUGGCGACCAUGUUGGAAUCGGACAGUAUGGUCAUCUGGACGAUGGCAGCGUUGAAACUCAUCAAUAUUCCGUCACAAGCCACAGGAGAAGCCUGAGCGGUGGUGAUGAUUCCGCAACAGGUCACAAGGAGAAGCUACACGCUCGUGGCGGUAUUCCCGGAGUCUUUUUCUCAUAUGUAUGUUCUUCCACAGCAAUUGCUAUGAUAUCUACUAACACUAAUUAGGACAUCUCCCCAAUGAAAGUUAUCAACCGCGAAGAGCGAACCAAGAGCCUGGCUGGUUUCUUGACUGGACUGUGUGCUAUCAUAGGAGGAACCUUGACAGUAGCAGCAGCAGUGGACCGGGGAGUGUACGAGGGAACGACGAGGCUGAAGAAAAUGCAAUCGAAGAAUCUCUGAAGAAAUUGGCGUGAAGAGCAUAUGGGUUUGGCAUGGGUCUGGCGUUUGGAGAUCUUGGAUCUUAAAUAUGAACCUUUUUUGCUAUUCACACCCCCUCUACAUUAUUACCGCCUAUCGUGAGCUCUAAUGAUGGCUUUUGGACUAACUACAUGUUGUUAACCCUAUUUUGACAUGCAAUAAGUCCAGGAACAGCUCUACUAGAGAAUCAAAACCUUGGUAACCCCACUGUAUGCUCAAGUUCCGUGCUCAAAUCAAUUCUUCGAUGGUUGACGUUAAACUUGCAGAAGCCGUGACUUUAGAAUCCGAUUCACACGUUGUAUCUUCUCUGAAACAACAUUUGGAGGUGUACCGAGUUCCUAUACAUCUUGAAGUGAGUUGACUUCAAAUGCUACAAAGUACAAGACAUGGUUCGCGUUUGCGCAGCAUCACCGUAAGAUUACACCUACGAUAACCCGACUCUUGGAAACUUAGUAUCACGUUUUCGCUCGACGACGGGCACCCACCCCUAGGUACACAUCCCACCACUCUUCACGGCCGCUCUACCUACACCCUCGCUUAUAUCAGGAAGUCGACAUAUCUCACCACAGACCAAGUGGCUCUCUCCCCAUACGCAUCUGACGCUCAUAAUAAGGCCCAUAGUGCUGCGGGAAGGGUCGGCCAUAGCCCAGUAGGGGCCAGCGGACUUUGUCUCUACACCUUAGCAGCUUUGCUCGCCAUGUGCUGUACAAUGCAAACAAUUCCUCUCUUUCCUUUUGCGACAGAGCAGCAGGGUCUCCACCGGGUUCAGCUCCUUCAAACCUAGUUCGUGGGGAUUCGUAGCUUACUUUCUCAUAUUUCCGACUAAAACAGGGAUGCAGACCACGAGACGUGAGUGACGGAAUGUCCUCAUCUACGGGAGACAGACCUGUGCCGAUGUCCUGCCAUUUGAGAAUACGAAGAACUACGCCUUGGCCUUUGAGUCGCUCAAGACUAACAUUAAACUCUGUUGGGCAGAAAUCACAACGAUAGUCCAUGAUGUGCUCCUGCUGAUCUUCUGACAAGCUUUUGAGAAUUCUGACCCAUCGGUGCAAGCGAUUGGUGACGAUGCUAUUACCAGGUGACCAUCUACAAGUGUGCGGACACUUCAGCAGAUUUCUGUCAAACAGAUAUUCUUGAUUGGAUACCUGAGCAUAAGGUACUACGUAUGUCGUUUGCGAACGCAUCAAUAGGCUACCGUUGGCGAUUCUCGGUUCUGCAAUAAACUGUUUGACUUGAGCGUCUUCGAUUGUAGCUUUGCCGCGGUAAGUGAGUAGCUCCAGCAGGUGUCGUUGGUCUUGCCCUUGACGGUGCUGUUUCAUAAUGAUACGAAAUAUCAGCAAGUCGAAAUUUGGAUGAAUGUAAUCUGCCACGCGAAGUUUUCGGUCUCCUGUCCUGCACUUUGACCAUGAUUCGGGAUGAGCCAAUACGUCGGUGAUAGGAUGUAGCUUCUUGCAAUUGUAACAUUCCAGAUGGCCAGGAUGGCCUAGCUCUAAAACCUCCCAACAAGGUGUGUGACGCUGUAAGGCGGGAGUAAAUGCCAUCGGAGGCAUGAUGGCUGUUUUUUUCUUCUUUUUGUAAACUGUACAGGUUGAGAUCGUAUCGAUGAAAGGCUUAGGACGUCUGUAAGAAGGAUUCAGAGAAUAAAGACUUCAUUGGAAUCUUCUUCCACGACAGCUCCGGAAAUGAUUUUUGGUAGAUCCUUUGGCAACUUGAGCUUAAGUCGGAGUA